Messenger RNA from Hansenula anomala, 345 nucleotides. RefSeq lists its product as uncharacterized. Lineage: Eukaryota; Fungi; Ascomycota; Saccharomycetes; Phaffomycetales; Wickerhamomycetaceae. The record is from RefSeq and is a predicted model, not a curated record. The transcript has 4 exons. Bases 1 to 345 code for a protein of 114 amino acids.
AUGAGUGAGGAUCAUAGAAAGAAAGAGUGUGUGAAGAAGAUCAGGCUGUGCUUGGUGAAGCUCAAGUAUUUGUACGAUAUACAGGAUCGUGAUAUUUGGUAUAUGAAUGUGGUGAAGUUGGGGAAAGAUGAGGUUAGAUUAAUCAAUGAUGACUAUUCGAAAGUGUUUACCAAUGAUUUAUACAAUAUAGGAUUGAAUCUGGGGAGCUCAUUAAGUGGGAAAGAAUUGACUGUGGAAUUGUACAAGUUCAACGAGUCAUUGACGAGGCUUUUAAGCCAACAGAAUAACUUGCCCAGAGAUCCAAUGAUGAAGAAACAAUACAUGAUCAAGGAGCAACUAGAUUGA